Closterium sp. NIES-67 is the source of this 1647-nucleotide messenger RNA. Lineage: Eukaryota; Viridiplantae; Streptophyta; Zygnematophyceae; Desmidiales; Closteriaceae. The record is from the annotation of a GenBank genome assembly.
AGGCUAAUUCAAGGCAAGUGCCCUCGCUGGGAGAACCGCGCUGACGUGUCAUUCUACGUCAGACGCAAUGCUGAGCGAGGCAGCCUGUCGUCCCUCGACCUCCAGUCUACUCGCGCCUUACCCAGUCAAUUCACGCGGAGGUUUUCCCGUCAAAAGCGCGCUCCAAGGGACAGACCGCAACGGUCACAUCGCUUCACCGGCCCUUCACACGUCUUCGGGGCCCCGCUGCAGCGUUUUUCGGCCAAUUCGCUUUAGUCACAUCCGUAGUAGUGAAAUUCGGCAGGCACAUCCAGCCUCCGACGGAAAUGAGGGCGUGAACGCAGCGGGAAACGCGGCGAGGAACGCGGCGAGGAGUGCGGCGGGAAGUGCGGCAGAUUAUGUUGACCGUCAUCAGGAGGCCGAGCGAUUGCAAGAGCAAAAAACGGACACAAAACUGGUGUCCGCGUUAGAGUGGGAUGUCGUAUUGUCACAGCAGGGGUCGCGGAAGUGUGUGGUUGGAUUGCUGCUCUUCCUCGCACUCUCCUCACCACCCUACGCCCCUCUCCCCCUAGUUUCGAUACAAGCCUCGUCGUUUUCGGGACUAGGUACACUUGUCGCACCACCAACAGCAGCAGCAGCAGCAACAGCAGCGGAAGAAAGCGCGCCAACAGCAGCGCCUGACCUCUCCGCCACUCCCCCCGCGCGCAGAUCCGCCUCUCCGCGCGUGGUGCUCCCCCCGCCCCCGUACCUGCGCCCGGGGGAGGUGGCAGCGGAGCGCGCAGCGUUUGAGGGGCGUGUGGAUAGAGCAGUGCGCGCGCUGGAGGAGGGGCGGAGGGCGCAGGGGGAAGGCAGAUGGGCGGACGCGCUAGCGCUCUACACGGAGGUGCAGGAAAGCUACCCUGACCUGGCCCUGUCAGUGUACGGUAAAGUGGGGCGCGCUCUUAUGGAGUAUGAAGUGGGCGAUGUCCGCACGGCGAUUACCCGGUUACGCGUGCUCAGCGUGGAGUUCAAGGGCUACCCUGAGGUGCAUGCAGCACUAGCAGCAGCACUUUACGUGGAGGGAGGGGCGGCAGCAGCGGAGCGGCAGUUCACCGUCGCCACGCUUCUAGACCAGCGCUACUCCGACCUCGCAUGGCUGGCGGCAGAGAGACACUGGCCGCCCACCCUGCUGCUGCACAUGAAACGCUUCCUGCUGCUUCAAUGACACUGUUUGGUGUGUGUGGAGCCUCACGUUGAAUCUGCUUCUGGGUCAACUCAAAAGCAGACCCGUUCCUGCUGCUUCGAUGUCACCGUGCUGUGGAGCCUCACGUUGAAGCUCCGAUCCGAUACCCCUGGGAGCGACGCUCUGAUCUGAAGCCUGGGUUCGACGACGCAGCCCCGCGUGAUGUGUUGCUUGCUGCACCGGGGUCCGGGUCCGGGGCUUGCCCCUGGAGCAGGAUGGAACGGAUGGAGUGGAGAGGCGGUGCAGUGCAGUGCAGGAAUUUACCAGUAGGUAGGUGGUGUGGUGUAGUGUGGCAUGUACGGUAGUGUGGAGAUCCGAUGCUGUCAGGCCUGUUUCGAUGUGUUCUGCUUUUUAGAACUCUGUUUCCACGUAAGACAGUUCUCUCUUGGCUUGAGAGCCAUACGGAUCCCCCUGUAACUGCUUGAGAGUGCAAUGCACUGAAGUAA